Molecule: messenger RNA, 4115 nt
Organism: Ostrea edulis (European flat oyster)
Lineage: Eukaryota; Metazoa; Mollusca; Bivalvia; Ostreida; Ostreidae
Product: alpha-L-fucosidase-like
Exons: 8
Coding region: 1571-2935 (454 amino acids)
Biological process (GO): fucose metabolic process; glycoside catabolic process
Cellular component (GO): lysosome
Molecular function (GO): alpha-L-fucosidase activity
Source: RefSeq, a predicted model, not a curated record
CCCUGCUCAAAGGCCGUAUUGAAUUGAACUUGUAUAAAUGUUAUAUCAGGCACAUAUACAGGGGUUGGGGUAGGCAAGGGGGCCUGGUCUGCCCUCCCCCACUUUUUUGACAAUUUACUUUUUCCGUUAUUCUAACAUACAGUCAAUGUUUUCUACAUGCAAAGUUCAAACUAAUAUUUUUUUUUUUUAUUUCUAAUGAUGAAUUGUACAUUGAAGUAGGACUCUCUCUCUCUCUCUCUCUCUCUCUCUCUCUCUCUCUCUCUCUCUCUCUCUCUCUCUCCUGUUCUAUGAAUGAAUAUGUACAUGCAAAGUGACUGUAAAUAAUUAUGUGAUUCCCAAGGAGACAACGAAUCUUGAAAGUUGUACAAUAUUUUCGUUUAUUUAUUAAUUUUCCUUUUAUAUAUGAAUUUGUACGUGUAAUGAACUGUUUAUUUUGAAUUGCAAAUACACGUAUUUUCACUCAGAUGUAUAUUUCCGAUCAUAAUUCCCUUAUUUAUAUAUCGAAGUUUGUAUGUCAUCAUCGAUAAAGUUUUAAUUGUGAACGCAAUAUAUCAUUAUGUACGUGCAUGACCAGAUCCACGAUUUCUAUAAACUGCAAAACCCCUGACCAAGAGUCAAGCAUUCAAUACAGGAAAAAUAUUUCGACUCUGAUAUCUCCCCUGAUUGAAGACAUCCUGAUUGGUACGGGUGAAGUAAGUCGCAGUUUAUAUCGUGUUGUAAAGUUCUGUUGAUAUACAAAUGGAGUUAAUCAUUUUGUUUCGUGGAUUUAUCAGAAUAAAGAGAAUCUAACAUUUUAGGUAAGUGCACAUCUCCGGUACCUGUUGAAUAGAUGUCCGCAUUUGAUCCUUUUUUGCGAGCAUGCCAUGUGUGUGCCAUAUUAUGCAUGUAUAUGACAUGCACCUGUAUUUUACAAGAAUUGGUGGGAAUAAUAGAUAUUUUAUCCUCUUUGCUUAGUCCAUUAGAAGGAAAAGAUAUCAGUAUGUAAUUGGCAAAUGAUUUCUCCGCAUUUAUAUCAUAAGCAACUGCAAUACUUGCAUGCACUAGCAAGUAUACAAGAAAAACUUUUAUCGCAUGCAUUUUGGUCUAAAUUAUUUCAAAAUGUUUCACUGGUAUACAAUAGAUAUUUUGUAAUUUUGAGCAAAGCAUGAUGUUUUAAAACGUGAUUUUAUUUAUUUCUCAUUCCCUAUACAUUACUUUCGGAGAUGUGCACUGGUCAAGUCCACUUAGGCAAUCACUCAGGUGUGACAAUCGCAUUUAGGGGUAUACAUGUAUAUGGGUAGAGUAAAUUAUGCUACCUGAGAGAAAUAUAGCAAAUAAGAUGUGAAAUGUGUACGUAUUUAUCAAUUCAUGUCCGCUUUAAUUUAAGCGUAUGACACACCUCUGUCCAGCUAAUCUCUAAGGGUAUUAGUCGGUCACUGUCCAGUGCAUGCGUUUUAUAAUGAGAAGGUCAUGGCCUGGGUACAAAGUGUUAAUACAUUAGAGACGUACUUACUUGUAUGGAGGUUAUCGCUGUCUGUAGGAGAUUGACUUUUAACUGUUUAAUCUCGUCACUUGAUACUGUGCUCUCGUGAUGUAUGCACUAAAUAUUUGUGCACUAAUUAUAUUAUUCAACAUCAUUUCGCUUACAAAAUGUCAAAAUUAUCAACCCACAUGGGAGAGUAUCGACUCUCGUCCAAUUCCUGGGUGGUACGACGAUGCCAAAGUGGGCAUGUUCAUUAACUGGGGAGUUUACACGGUGCCUUCUUGUACCACUGAGUGGUUCUGGUGGUUCUGGAAAGGACAGCCACAAACAAACGUGGUGGAGUUUAUGAAGAAAUUCUACCCACCAAACUGGACGUAUGCGGACUUCGCUAAAGAAUUUCGUGCCGAGUUUUAUGAUCCAUAUAAGUGGAAAGACAUUAUUGUCUCAUCCGGUGUAAAAUAUGUUGUGCUAUCUUCUAAACACUGUGAUGGAUAUAGCAUGUACCCAACUAAUGUGACCUAUCAAUGGAAUUCAAGAGAUGUCGGUCCAAAGCAAGACCUAGUGGGUCAUUUAAAGGAAGCACUGAAGGGGACAGAUGUAAAAUUUGGGCUCUAUCAUGCCAUGAUAGAAUGGUUUAACCCAAUAUGGCUCACAGAUCAAAAGAAUAAUUUCACCACUCAAAGAUAUGUCAAAGAUUAUAUACAUCCCCAGCUUUAUGAGAUUAUCAAUACUUACCAGCCAGAUGUCCUGUGGAAUGACGCCGGCUGGUUAGCUCCCAGCUGGUAUUGGAAUUCUACAAUAUUCUUAGCUUGGUUGUACAACAAGAGUCCAGUGAAAGACACUAUUGUGGUAAAUGACAGAUGGGGAUAUGACUGCUUCUGCAAGCAUGGAGGGAUAUGGACAUGUUCUGACCGUUUCCAUCCGGGUCAUGUUAUGCCACAUAAAUGGGUGAAUGCCAUGACGAUAGACAGAUACUCCUGGGGGUACAGGAGAAACGCUGAUCUAAGCCAGUACUACUCCAUAGAAGAGCUGUUAGAGGAAAUGAUUUACACCAUUAGUUUUGGAGGUAACAUACUAAUUAAUGCCGGGCCAACAUCAUGGGGAACCUUUGACCCAAUUUAUGAGGAAAGAUUCCGUCAGUUGGGGUCAUGGUUGAAGGUCAAUGGAGAAGCUAUAUAUAAAUCAACGCCUUGGACUCAUCAGAAUGACACAGAGACAAAAAGAGCGUGGUACACAGCGUCCAAGUCAGAAAAGAAAGCUGUUUAUUGUAUAAUCUUGGAUUGGCCGUAUGAGAACGAGGUGACCCUGGGAGCGUUGAAGGACAUUCCCGUUUCCGAGGUCACACUGCUUGGGUCGGAUGCGGUGGUGUCCUUUGCACAAGAGUCACGUGGUCUUAAAGUUGUAUUUCCCGCCCUUAGUGUCCGUAAGAUGCCAUGUGAAUGGGCUUGGACUUUGAAGAUUACACUAAAAUGAUAAAUUUUUAUACGCGAUACAAGUACUUUUAGUGUACUUAUAAAUUAUAUGCUGCCCACAUAGAAACCGACUUAUUAAAGGGAUGUUUAUGCCUUUAAUAUCAUAUGUUUCUAUACAGUAUAUAUUGUUAGUAUUCAACAGAUGUGUUUAGUUCCUCAAACAUAUUACUUUUAUUGUUCUUUGUAUCGCUAUGUAUGCCCAGUUUUUAUAAGGAGGUUUAUUUCUGUGAUGAAAUUCUGAUCUUGCCGGAUGCUUGGCAUAUAUCUUACUAAAUGUUUUAUCCUGCAAUGUUGUCGGUUUUUAUAUAUUGGUUAAAUUUUUAUCCACCAACUUUGAUAAUGAAAUUUUAUCGCAUAAAAUCCACAAAUUUCGGAGAAGUCAUCGCCGCAAAAAAUCAGAAGUGGAUGGGGGGGGGGGGGUGUUGUAGUGUCUAUAUAUCAGGUGCCUGUGAUUUUUAUCCUACUGUAUUGUAUGGUUUUUAUAUCGGAGGUAAUUUUAUCCGACCACAUGUUUUGCCUUUAUCUUGCCAUUUGACUUUUAUUUUGGUUUUAAUGUAAUCUGCAAUCAUUUUUAGUUCGGAAAAGAUUUUAUAUGGGUUUUAUUGAAAUAUGAAAUAUUAAUCUGCUAUGGAAUAUUUCUUCCUACAUUUCUUGAAAUAAACAUAAUAUUUAUUAAGAAGUAAGAAAACGUGAUCGAGAGCGGGCCUGGACGAGCUCUUAUCAUGCUUUCGACCCAAGCUGAAAUAUCACUUAUAAUUUGUUAAUCCUAGAAUAUGGUUAAGUGUUAUGUGCCGAAAAUUAGCCAGUCUACAUUAGAAAAUAAGCAUAGAAGCGUCGCUUCAGCGGCUGUGUCUAUUACGUCACAACGUAAACUUUGAAAAACACAUCAAGCUCGUCAUAGAAAUAUAUGUAACUUCACAGAAUCUUUUCUCUUAUAUUUCUUUUGAAAUUGAAGUGCUUUCAUCUGUGACAAUGAAUACAGUUUGUUGCAAACUAGUUCGAUCCGGUAUUUUAGUACCACCUGUCUUUGUAAUCAUUACCAAAUAUGGAGCGUCAUCAACGUCGAGGGUACAUUGGCUGUUCCGUUUAAAGUAACGAAUGGGUCAACCAUAUGCCAUUUUAGUUCUUUUAAAAUUAGUUUAUUUCUUUAAGAAAUGCAUUAAAAAUUUAGAUACAUUAAA